AUGGCGCUGUACAUCUCAUUUGCCCAGACCCGCAUGCUCACACCCCCAUCCUUUGCCCAGACCCGCAUGCCCACACCCCCAUCCUUUGCCCAGACCCGCAUGCUCACACCCCCAUCCUUUGCCCAGACCCGCAUGCCCACACCCCCAUCCUUUGCCCAGACCCGCAUGCUCACACCCCCAUCCUUUGCCCAGACCCGCAUGCCCACACCCCCAUCCUUUGCCCAGACCCGCAUGCCCACACCCCCAUCCUUUGCCCAGACCCGCAUGCUCACACCCCCAUCCUUUGCCCAGACCCGCAUGCCCACACCCCCCUCCUUUGCCCAGACCCGCAUGCUCACACCCCCAUCCUUUGCCCAGACCCGCAUGCCCACACCCCCAUCCUUUGCCCAGACCCGCAUGCUCACACCCCCAUCCUUUGCCCAGACCCGCAUGCUCACACCCCCAUCCUUUGCCCAGACCCGCAUGCCCACACCCCCAUCCUUUGCCCAGACCCGCAUGCCCACACCCCCAUCCUUUGCCCAGACCCGCAUGCUCACACCCCCAUCCUUUGCCCAGACCCGCAUGCUCACACCCCCAUCCUUUGCCCAGACCCGCAUGCUCACACCCCCAUCAUUUGCCCAGACCCGCAUGCUCACACCCCCAUCCUUUGCCCAGACCCGCAUGCUCACACCCCCAUCCUUUGCCCAGACCCGCAUGCUCACACCCCCAUCCUUUGCCCAGACCCGCAUGCUCACACCCCCAUCCUUUGCCCAGACCCGCAUGCUCACACCCCCAUCCUUUGCCCAGACCCGCAUGCUCACAUCCCCAUCCUUUGCCCAGACCCGCAUGCUCACACCCCCAUCCUUUGCCCAGACCCGCAUGCUCACACCCCCAUCCUUUGCCCAGACCCGCAUGCUCACACCCCCAUCCUUUGCCCAGACCCGCAUGCCCACACCCCCAUCCUUUGUGAUUGCAUUAUUGUUUGCCAAUUGGCCUUAA
Messenger RNA from Oncorhynchus keta (chum salmon), 978 nucleotides. Its product is annotated as snake venom metalloprotease inhibitor 02A10-like. The transcript has a single exon. Lineage: Eukaryota; Metazoa; Chordata; Actinopteri; Salmoniformes; Salmonidae. The record is from RefSeq and is a predicted model, not a curated record. Bases 1 to 978 code for a protein of 325 amino acids.